This is a messenger RNA of Fonsecaea multimorphosa CBS 102226, 1800 nucleotides long. RefSeq lists its product as uncharacterized. The transcript is spliced from 9 exons. Lineage: Eukaryota; Fungi; Ascomycota; Eurotiomycetes; Chaetothyriales; Herpotrichiellaceae. Gene Ontology annotation, molecular function: monooxygenase activity; flavin adenine dinucleotide binding. The coding region runs from base 1 to 1800 and encodes 599 amino acids. The record is from RefSeq and is a predicted model, not a curated record.
AUGGAACAAGUGAAGUCCGAGAUCCGCCCACCGGUGCCGACAUAUCCAAUUGAGGACCUCCCAGGCACGCUCCCUCUGGCUCAAGUUGACCAAAAUGUCGAUCACGAGGCUGCAGCCGUGUCCUUGCUCAAGGACCUAGAGCAUCUGAAUGCAGACAGUCUUGCGGACAAUGCCAUGUGGCGAGAUGCUUGCUCCAUGACCGGCACAUUGCGAACAUUCAAUGGCCCAGAGCAGAUCGUCUCCGUUUGGCGGAAGUUAUACGCUGAGCGUCGGCCACACGAAUUCCAGAUUAUAAUUGGCUCGUCAAAGGUUGUGCAAAUGGGCGACGGGUACUCCUGGGUGCAGGCCAAGUUUUCGUUCAAGACCGCCGGUCCGCCGGCGACAUUGUCCCAGGGCCAGAUCGGCAUCGUACCGGACCCCACCUCCACAUCUGGAUGGCGAAUCUGGUUGAUAACGACGGUCCUUGAGCAGCUCCAAGGACGUCCCGGGCCUGACCAGCUCCAGGUGGACCCUGUAACCCGGCCGGAAAUGAAUGGCGGACCCGACGGACAAUUUCUCGAGUGUGUCAUCAUCGGUGCUGGAUUCGCCGGGCUCUGCCUCGCCGGUCGACUCAAAGCAAUGGGGAUAAACCACGUCAUUAUAGAGCGUAAUGCUCGAAUCGGCGACAACUGGAUAAACCGAUACGAAUCAUGCACAUAUCACACGUCAAAAUACUUCAGCGACCUGCCGUUUGGGAGAAUCUUCACAGACGGUGACUACCCUUAUUACUUGGGAUCCAAAGACCUGGCGCGCGGGUUCCAGGAAUACGUGGACAAAUUCCACCUGGACGUUUGGUUAUCAUCGGAGCUACGUACCGCAUCGUUCAACGAAGACGACCAAGAUUGGGAUCUACAGGUUGCAGCUGGGGGUCGGGUGAAAAAUGUCAAGUGUGCCCACCUUGUGUUCGCAAUAGGGAUAGGCUGGGCGCCGACGAUACCGAAACUUGCCAACAGGGAAUUGUUCAAAGGCCGUGUCCUUCAUUCUGCGGACUACAAAGCUUCGCAUGCGUGGAAAGGGGAGGCUGGCGUCGUUGUCGGCACUGCAAAUACCGCUCACGAUGUAGCGGCCGAUAUGGUGGACGCUGGACUUUCCUCGGUCACUAUGGUUCAACGAUCACGUACACGUAUGUAUCCCAUCUUCUACAAGCCUGUUGCCAUAUAUAACACAAACACCAACCUGCCGGAAGCCGACAGAGACCUGAUAACAGUCCCUUUGGCGGUGAUCCGUAAAAUGAGCCUGAUUGGCACAAGGAGGGCUGUGAACCAAGACCACGCACGAUUCGACGGAUUAGAGAGUGUCGGUUUCCGUGUUGAACGAUACUGUGAUCUUUGGAAGGCUUUAGGAGAACGACUUGGAGGCCACUAUCAAGACGUGGGAUGCUCGGCCAAAGUCGCGGCCGGACUGAUCAAGGUCAAAAGUGACGCCAAAGCCGUCUCUUACAUCAAAUCCGGCAUCAAGUUUAGCGACGGGAGCACACUGGACGCAGACGUCAUUGUCUUCUGUACAGGGUUCGAAACCAAUAUCAGAAAAGAGGUGGCCAAAUUCUUGGGUCCCGAAGUCGCCAAUAAACUGGACGAUUGUUGGGGAAUAGACGACGAAGGCGAGAUUCGUGGCGUCUUCAAACCUUCAAGCUGCCAAAAUCUCUGGUUCACAGGAGGCGGAGUCCUCCACGCGCGAUAUUAUUCCAGAUUCAUAGCCUUGCAGAUCCAAGCUUCCGUCGUAGGGCAACCUCUGCCGGUGUAUACGAAGAAAACAGAAUAG